Molecule: messenger RNA, 909 nt
Organism: Ipomoea triloba (trilobed morning glory)
Lineage: Eukaryota; Viridiplantae; Streptophyta; Magnoliopsida; Solanales; Convolvulaceae
Product: agamous-like MADS-box protein AGL8 homolog
Exons: 1
Coding region: 1-909 (302 amino acids)
Biological process (GO): regulation of transcription by RNA polymerase II
Molecular function (GO): DNA-binding transcription factor activity, RNA polymerase II-specific; protein dimerization activity; RNA polymerase II cis-regulatory region sequence-specific DNA binding
Source: RefSeq, a predicted model, not a curated record
AUGGGUCGAAGAAAAAUAGAAUUAAAACUUAUAAGCAAUAGAAAAAGGCGGUUUGUGACGUUUCAGAAAAGAAAAAAGGGGUUAGAGAAGAAGGCUUAUGAGCUCUCGACGCUUUGCGACGUUAAGGUUUGUCUAAUAAUGUAUGGCCCUAAAGGAAACACUGAGAAUCAAAUCCCAGAGCCCAACAUAUGGCCGGAAAACCCGGAGUUUGUUUCUACCAUGAUUGAAUCUUAUCAAAAUCAAGUCGAGUCCAAUAAGAAGAUUCGAACUCAAGAUCUCUCCACUUUUUACGAUAACUUGGCGAAGAAGGCAGAGUGUGAACGCGUGAAGAAGCUCCAUGAAAGGAAGAAUGGCGUUAACGCCGUUAAGUACCCGACAUGGGAUGAGCGUUUUAACAGGCUGUCGGCUUGUGAGUUGAGAAACGUUAUUAGCGAGUUGGACGUUAAGGUUAAGGCUUCAAAGGAGAGGAUUGAUUUGUUGAAGGGCAAAAGAAUAACGGUUUCCCCGCAAAAACCGGAUCUGGCGGCGCAGCCGCCGCUGAUUUCUCGGAGACUGGUCGGAACAGGCAGUUUGCAGAUGGAGAGCAUUCAGCAAACCUCGUACAAUAUUAAUCCUCCUACGAUAAAUCCGGUGCCUUAUCAUCUUCGUCAUGAUGGACGUCAUCUUUUGGCGGCGGCUGAGGUCAUGGUGACGAAGAAUAGGGUAACGAUGACGAAAGUUGAGCCUAUGCCCAGCAGUUUGCUAUCUUGCGCCCAACCUGCCGCCGAGAUGAGGCCGUACUUGCAGAAUCUGCCGCCGCCGGCGACGGUGCCUUACAGUUGGAACCUCCCGGCGGCCGUGAUUCCGUACGGUCAGUAUCAGUGGAUGCAUUAUUCUGAUAAUGUGAUGAGAAAUGGAUACUAUCCCUAG